This is a messenger RNA of Carassius auratus (goldfish), 6755 nucleotides long. It is a transcript of the gene lrrk1, whose product is annotated as leucine-rich repeat kinase 1. Lineage: Eukaryota; Metazoa; Chordata; Actinopteri; Cypriniformes; Cyprinidae. Bases 282 to 6344 code for a protein of 2020 amino acids. The record is from RefSeq and is a predicted model, not a curated record. Gene Ontology annotation, biological process: protein phosphorylation. The transcript is spliced from 34 exons. Gene Ontology annotation, molecular function: protein binding; ATP binding; protein kinase activity.
UCGCAUGAGCAGCAGAACUGACUGGCUCUGGGCUCCUCAGGAAAGAGUGUGUCCCUCAGAUCAGGAAGUAGAAAUUCUGUGGUGCGAUCCGCGAGUGUCUGCCAAACUCAUACAAACCAAAGGCAUCAGAGGCGUCCCGCUUUAGUCCGCGGUUUGCAAGACAUCAGCAUGUGACAAAUGAAUGGAUGGAUGUCAUGCAAUCUGUUCCUGAAGGGGCAUUUUAUGUAUCAUCAGUCCAUGAAGACGUCUUGCGAAUGACUCUGCAGCUUUCAGCCUGAAAUAUGUCGUCAUACUGGUACGUCAAAGAGACUGUGGAUCCAGGCGGCAGCAGCAUGGAGGAGCAAGCUGGCGUUCCAGAUAUGGGAGCCAAGCAGUCAGUGGUUGGCAACGUUUCCUUGAGUCAUUCUCCAACUCUGAAGAACAUCCAAGAGGCCUAUACACAAGCCGAGGACCAGAGGGCACGCGAGCUAAUCCGGCUUUCCUGCGAAAAUAUCAGCGUAGGGGGACCAGAUGGGCUGCAGCUGCUGUGUUUGGCUGCUCAGAACGGUGACGUGGAUGGCGUUCGGUUCUUGCUGCAGGAAGCACGAGUUAAGGUUCCACAGGACCCCAGCGAAGAAAACCCUGCCGUCCUUGCAGCACAUCACGGACAUCAUGUGCUGGUCCGAGAGCUGCUGGACUCCAUACCACGACCGUGUGUCCGUAAGGAUCUGCUGAACUGGAUGUUGGCUACGGCAUGUCAGCAGGGUCAUCUGGAGGUGGUGAAGCUGCUGGUUCACACGUACAAUGCUGACGCCGAGGGCUGCGCGGUUCAUUCAGGAGAGUUUGCCAUCAUCACUGGCUUGCCUCUGUACGCCGCCGCGCAGGCAGGAAAUAAGGAGAUUGCGUGUUUUCUGCUGAACAAUGGAGCGGGAUUCUCCUCGUACACACUGAUGGAUCACGCAGACUUCAGCAGACAGCUGCUCAGACAGCGCCACCUGCAGGACAGAGAGGCGCCUGCGGACGGGACACUGCUGGAGGCUUUGCAUGUUGACUGGUCAGGACUGAAGCUGUGCUGGUUGGAUCUGGACUGGUUCAUGGACGUGUCGUCUCGGAUCACGGUUCUGGAUCUGUCUCAUAACUGUCUGAGCUCGCUGCCGUCUGUGGUGCCCUGGGGUCUGAUUCAUCUGCGCUCGCUCAACCUGUGUCACAAUCAGCUGCGAGAGCUGCCCACCCCGAGCUCAUCGCAGGAGAUCAUCUGCAGCCGGUUAUGGCAUGUGGAUGUCUCUGAGAAUGAGCUGGAGUGUCUUCCUCUCGGUCUGCUUCACCUCGGCCAUUUGAAGAGGAUCUCUGCAGCCAGAAACAAACUGAUCAGCCUCUUCAACAUCCCCAGUGGCACGAACUGGAUUGGUCUGCGUAAGCUGCAGGAGCUGGAUGUGUCCGACAACAGCCUGACGGUGCUGCCCUCCUCCGUCCUGCACUGUCUGAAGACCCUCAGCUCUCUGAACAUCAGCAGAAACCAGCUCAGCAGCUUCCCCGAGCCCUGGGCCUGUCCUCUGAAAAUCUGCAAAGCUUCAAACAACCAGAUCGAGCUUCUUCCUGACACCAUCUCCAUCUUCUGGAAGACUCAUCUGAGGGAGGUGGACAUCUCUGAGAACAUCCUGAAGGAGCUGCCCUCGUACAUAUUUGAGCUGGAGGCCAUCGUCUCUCUGAAGUUGUGUGGGAACCAAAUCUCCACGCUGCCCGCUCCAAACAAAUGGAAAUGCUCUUGUCUGCGAACUCUAGACCUGUCCAGAAACCAACUGGGGAAGACGGGAGAGCAGACCAAAACCCGGAAGCUGGCCUUCUUCACUACGUGGCACAGACGGGACCCAGAGCCAGUUUGUCCCAUUCAGUUUCCUGUAAUCUUGCGGGAUUCUCUGGAAGUUCUCUUUCUGAAUGACAACCAGCUGGAGUGUGUGCCGCCGUCAGUGUGUGCCCUCAAGAACCUCUCCGAACUCUAUCUGUCCAAUAAUCCAGGUAUCCAGGAGCUUCCUAUUGAGCUUGGGCAGCUCUCCAACCUCUGGCAGCUGGACAUCGAAGACCUGAACAUCACCAACAUUCCCGCAGACGUCAGGAAAGAUGGUCCGGCUGCGGUUCUGGCCUAUCUGCGAGCAGAGCUGCGCGGAGCAGAGCCCUGCAGACUGCUGAAGCUGAUGGUGGUGGGUCCUCCACGGCAGGGGAAGAGCGCUCUGCUGGAGGGGCUGCAGACGGGCAAACCCUCAUCCUUCAUCAGCUCCGACCGCAGCGUCCAAACGUCCAGCUGGGAUCUGGAGCGACCCGGAGGAGUGCUGAAGCCUGCUCUUGAUUCAGUGUCCUUUAACGUAUGGGACAUUGGCGGCCCGGCCAGUAUGUCGACGGUGAACCAGUGUUUCUUCACAGAUAAGGCUCUGUAUAUGGUCAUCUGGAAUCUGGCUUUGGGAGAGGAAGCAGUGGCCAACCUGCAGUCCUGGCUGCUCAACAUCGAGGCCCGUGCUCCUAACUCUGCUGUCAUCGUCAUCGGGACACAUCUGGACCUCAUAGACACUAAGUUUCGCAUGGAGCGUGUUGCCACACUGAGGGCCUACAUCCUGGCACUUUGCAGAACGCCCUCGGGCGCACGGGCCAGCGGAUACCCCGACAUCACCUGGAAACACCUACAUGAGGUGUCGUGUAAGACGCUGGAAGGCAUGGACGGACUCAAGAGGCUGUUGUUUCAGGUCACUUGCUCCAUGAAGGACGCCAGCAGCCCUGCAAGCUGUCGCAAACUAGUGGGAAGACUGAUCCCCAAAAGUUACCUGACCCUUCAGGAGGCCAUAAAAGCAGAACGUGUGAGGAGAGAUGAAGCCGAUGAGGUUCAGUACCUGACGGACUCAGAACUGGAGCAGAUCAUCGAGCAGAGUCCCGCCAGCGAUAUCAAAGAUUAUGAGGAUCUGCAGACAGCGAUCAGUUUCCUCAUCGAGACCGGCACUAUUCUGCAUUUCUCAGACACCAGUCAUGGCUUGUGUAAGCUCUACUUCCUGGACGCCGUGUGGUUGUCCGAGUGUUUGGAGCGGAUCAUCAACCUGAGGGGUUCGCGCUCGGUCGCUCGUAACGGGGUCAUCAAGGCCGAGGACCUGCGCAUGCUGCUGGUGGGCACCGGCUUCACCCAGCAAACAGAAGAACAGUACUUCCAGUUCCUGGCCAAGUUCGAGAUCGCUCUGCCAGUCGCAAGCAGCAGUUAUCUGUUGCCCCACCUUUUGCCCCCCAAACCUGCUCUGGACAUCCACGGCUUUCGGCACCAGAGCAACAACGCCAUCCAGCGGCAUUUCAAGAUGAGCUUUGUUCCUGCGGGAUUCUGGGAGCGUUUUAUAGCCAGGAUGCUAAUCAGUUUGAACCAGAUGGACGUGCAGGCAUUUGAGACCAAAAAGCCCAUGAAGAACCAGAGGAGCCGCAGUACGGUGAUCUACAGCUUUGCGGGGAACCAGCAGCGCAAUCGCUGCAGCACUUUCCGCGUCCGGCGCAGUCAGACCAUCUACUGGAAAGAAGGGCUGCUGGUCACCUUUGACGGCGGAUACCUGAGCAUCGAGUCGUCCGACCUGAACUGGAAAAAGAAGAAAAGCGGGGGCAUCAAGAUUAUCUGCCAGUCAGAGACGAGGGAUUUCUCAGCAAUGGCUUUCAUCACGGAUCACAUUAACGCUCUCAUAGAGCAGUGGUUUCCUGCGCUGACGGGCAGUGAGAGCGACGGCUCUCGUCUCAUUGAGCAGUAUGCGCCUUGUCCGUACUGCAGCUCUGGACCCCGGCUGUCUGACCCACUGCCUCUGUCCAACUCCAGCCACAGCACCGUCCACUACUUCAACAUGGAGGACUGUGUGCUGGCAGCUGUGGACAAGGAGCACAUCAGCUGCCCCAACCACCCCAAACAGCCCGUCCCGCUACAGGAGCUGGUGCCCGAGCUCUUCAUGACUGACUUCCCUUCACGUUUGUUCCUGUUGAAGAGUGACCUGCAGUGGAGUGAAGAUGCAGCAGAUAUCCUGGGACAGGGUGGCAGCGGCACCAUCAUCUACAGAGCCAAAUACAGAAGCCAUCCGGUGGCCAUUAAACGCUUCCACUUCAAGAAAUGCAAACAGCAGUCACUCAACAGCAGCACAGACACCAUGAUGAAGCACCUGCAGUCGAUGGACGCGGCCCGCAGCUUCUCAGAGUUUCGUCAGGAGGCCAGCAUGCUCCAUUCCCUGCAGCACCCGUGUAUCGUGGCUCUGGUGGGCAUCAGCAUCCACCCGCUCUGCUUCGCCCUGCAGCUGGCACCGCUGGGCAGCCUCAACACCAUCCUCGAGGAGCGAGCCAAAGGCUCUCUGUUUGUUCCGCUGGGUCACAUGCUCACCUUCAAAGUGGCCUAUCAGAUCGUGACAGGCCUGGCGUAUCUGCACAAGAAGAACAUCAUCUUCUGUGACCUCAAGUCCGACAACAUCCUGGUGUGGUCUCUGGAGCUGAAGGAGUCCGUCAACGUCAAGCUGUCCGACUACGGCAUCUCGCGCCAGUCCUUCCACGAGGGAGCGCUGGGGGUCGAGGGCACCCCCGGGUACCAGGCUCCCGAGAUCCGGCCCGGCAUCGUCUAUGAUGAGAAGGUGGACAUGUUCUCUUACGGCAUGGUCCUGUAUGAGCUGCUGUCCGGCCGUAGACCGUGCAUGGGUCAGCACCAGCUGCAGAUCGCUAAGAAGCUGUCCAAGGGGCUCAGACCGGCGCUGGGCAGCCCAGAGGAAGUGCAGUUUCACUGUCUGCAGGCGCUGAUGCAGGAGUGCUGGGACACCAAACCUGAGAAGCGUCCCCUGGCCGCUCCGCUCAUGAGACGGAUGCAGGAUCCCAGCUUUGCUUGUCUCAAGUACCUGCUCCCCUGCCAGGAACACAGCCAGCUCUUCUUGUCCCCGCUGCAGGGACACAACGCUGUCUUCUGGGAUGGAGACAAAGACGACAGGAAUUACACAGUGGUAAACUUGGCCAAGGGGCAGGUUGAGGUGAAGCGGAUGUUGUGUCCAGGAACACGUCUGAGCUGUCAAAUGAAGAUGGAAAACAGUUUGUGGACGGCCACUGAGGAACAGGAAGUCUUUAUCUACAGCCUGAAAGAGAUGUGUCCCUUGAGUCACCCGCAGAAAGUGCUCUCCUGUCCGGCUGUGGUAACCUGUCUCUUUUUACUGCCCGCCAGGAAAGAGUCUCGUCCACAGGUGUUUGCUGGCAUGUCUGAUGGUCUCAUGGUGGUUUACUCUCUGGUGGACGACAUGCCCGUGGAGGGUGAGACUUACAUCUGCUCGCACACCAUCAACAAGCAUCUGCUGAACAUGGAGGACUCGGACCCUCGGCAGCGACCAUAUGCUGUGCGCAACAUCGUGCCGGUGUGCACCGGGUCAGAAGUGUGGUACACCAACGGCCCCGGCGUGCUGGUCAUCGACAGCCUGACGCUCCAGCCCAUCCGCCGCCUCGAGCCGUAUCUGCCACCGUCCUGCCUGGUGUCCAUGGUCUCGUCUGCCAGCUGCUGGAGCGACGAGGCCGUCUGGUGUCUGGACGAUCACACCAACACGCUCCUCAUGUAUCACGCCGCCAGCUACCAGAUCUGUGCUACGUACAACUGCAGCGACGCCAACCCACUGCGGGAUGUGUUCCCCGUGCAUAGGCCGGCUGGGGUCAUGACCCCUAUGACCCCUGAUCCUGACAUGGAUGAAGAGUCUCUUCCAGCCGCCCUGGAGCCGCUGAAGGUAACGGUCACACACCGUGAGGACGCGGGAACGCAGAUACUGUGCCAGCAGGACUCUCUGGAUUACUGCUCCAUGACGUCCUCCGGCUUCAGCUCGGAGCAGCUGGAUCAGAUUGGCCAAUUCCCUCACGUUGAGCGCUCCAGCUCGGGAGCCCUCAGUUCUCUGACCAGCUCCAGCAGCAUGCUUUUAUCCACGGACUUCGAGGAGGCAGACAGACUUUCACCGGAAGCAUUUGCAUCCAGGAGCGCAACAGAUCCAGAACUAGCAUCUCAAAGCCACACACCAGAGCAACUAAAGGCUUUGAACAUCAUUCCUGUCAACAGCACCAUCUGGGUGCCCAGGCGUGGAGGAGACAUCAUGGUGAUCGAGGUGCAGGAGCAGGCGGGUGCGCUCAGGGGUCGUGUGAUCGCCGUGCUGACGCCUCCUGGAGUGUCCGAGUACGGGACUCUGAUGGAGGCGGCGCUCGUCGCAAAGGACACCCUUGUGUGCGGCUUCCAUAAAGAAAACAUGGCCUGGUGCCUGGCUGUCUGGAGGAGCUGGGGAGGCCGUGAGCUCGAGCUCUUCUACCAGGGCUACGAGGAGCUCGGCCGCUUGGAGAGCAGUCUGAGGAAAAGGAGGUAGCUGUGUAAACGCCACACACUUGUGUGUGUGUGUGUGAGAGAGAGACCGAGAACACAGAUACAGGUGUUAAGUGUGGUUACGGGACCAACUGGAGGGAAUACAUACAAACACACACACAUACUGUAUAUGGACUUGAGGAAAUCCAAUCCUGCAGGACUUGGCCACAUACACAUUUCAUAUAUAUAAAGUAUCUGCUGUAGUUCUUUUCUGCUGUAGUGAUGGAAUCUGAUGCAGGCUGGUUUGAUCUGGUUGUGUAGUUUCUGUUGUAAAUAAUAUGAGCGUUUCAUCUAUAUAGAAUUAAUGUUAUUUAUUAUAGACUGUUUAAAUCUCAUGCUGCAUGUGUAAAAAGUUGUUACUGAACUGUAAAUAUGCUGAACAGAAAAUUAUAAAUAAAUUGACUGCAUUUUUUAU